UUCAAUUAAAAGUAAGGAACAUGAACGAGAUAAGGCAUCCAGAUCAUUUAAAAAGUUGCAGGAUAUGCCUUGAAAAGUUUACACAAAAUGAAAAGCAGAUUCUUAUUACAAAUAUCCUAAAAAAACAGUUUCUCGAGUUCACAAAUAUUGAACUUAAAUUAUCUGAUGAAUACUCAAUCAGGAUAUGUCUGAAAUGUAAAUUAAAUCUCCAAAGCUUCUCUACACUGCGCCAAGAGUUUGUACAAAAACAACAGGAUUUAACAGAAUUUGUUGAGAGUAAGCAGCAUAAAUCCGCAGAGAAGCUUGAUAUGCCAGAAGUAAAAGUAAAGAUUGAACCAUUGGAAACAGCAAUACUUGAUACAGUACUGAGUGAUUAUGAGGAAAAUUGUUAUGACGACGAAGAUGAUGGAAUCGAUGGAAAUGUAAAGGAAGAAAGCUUGAAAAGUGACGACGACUUACCAUUAUCAAAGUACAGCAAAAGCAAAAGGACACAAGAACUAAAUGAAGAUGGUGUUGCAGCAAUUCCCUUCGAAUUUAGAUUAUCAAAAAAGUAUCGUCGCAAUAUCCCUCGACCAUUUAAUUGUGAGCAUUGUUCAGCUGCAUUUGAAACGAAAAAGACUUUAGAAAAUCACAUCAUGUAUAAUCAUUCGGAAACAAUCAGCAAAGAGGAAAUCAGACGAAUUAAAAAGAGAAAUCGAGAAGAUAGAAUGCGAAUUUGUCCAACAUGUGGAUUACGAGUUGACCAACUCAACAAGCAUAUUAAGCAAUUCCAUCAACACAUCAAAAGAUAUUUCUGUGACAAUUGUCAUUAUAGCGCAUUCAAGCGAUUCGAUAUGAUAAGUCAUGUACUUAAACAUAGAAAGCAUGUUGAUAAAAGCUUUACUUGCUCAGCAUGUGGAACUGGAUUCACCAGAAAAUGCGGAUUAAGACAGCAUUUAAGAGAUUUCCAUUCUAAUCGUGGACCUUUCAUUUGCAACUAUUGUAAUAAGGAAUUUAAUACAAACACUUUAAUGAGAAAGCACAUAAAAUGGAUUCAUGAAGAUGGCUCAAAAACUAGAUGUCCUGAUUGCGAUAAAGAAAUUUCAGCAUUAUGUUUAAAAAAGCAUCUCUUGAGAGAUCCAGAGGCAUUAGAUCAGAAAUUUACAUGCUCAGAAUGUCUCAAAGAAUUCACAAAUAAACGAUGUCUAACGUAUCACCAGACAACACAUCAAGGCAGAUCAUUUAUCUGCGAAUAUCCAGAUUGUGGAAAGAGUUAUACGUCAUUAAAUCAACUGCAUUCUCAUCAAAAACGCCAUACAGACCAAAAGCACUUAUCAUGUCCAUUUGAAGGAUGUAAUAAAGAAUAUUUCAAGCAACAAAAUCUAAGGCUACAUAUCGCAACUGUUCAUGAUAACAGUUGUCGGAAAAACUGUCCUGUUAAAGCAUGUACAUAUUCCACUGGAGCAUACAAUUACAUGAGAGAUCAUCUAUUUAGGCAUACAGAACUGAAAGCAGAUGAGAGACGCCAAUUCUUCCUUGCAAUCAAACAAAUGAAUUUAGUUCAGUAAAUUAGCUUAUAGAUUUUAAUAAAUUCAGCCUAAGAAAUUAAAAA
Messenger RNA from Chironomus riparius, 1591 nucleotides. The record is from the annotation of a GenBank genome assembly. Lineage: Eukaryota; Metazoa; Arthropoda; Insecta; Diptera; Chironomidae.